UGAGAUCACGUGGUUUAUUCAUCGUGUAUUUCACGCUGAUCAUUUCAAUCUGUGCGGUUGGUCUAAUCGGUUCUAGUUAGAGUUAUAUAGUAAUUUACUUAAUUCUAAACUAAGAUUUUAAGAUUAAUCUCGGAUGAUCUAUUAUCGCAAAUAUAGUUCGAAGUUAUUGUUGUACUUCUCUCAUAAGAAACAUGUACACUGUAUCAAAAGGACCUAGCAAGAUAGUCGCUAAAACACGAAGAGGAAUUAGUCAGAAUCUUGAGAGGUUGGAAACUUUGCGUGAUUUAACAAGGAAAGCAGAUCCUGAUGAUGAUCAUGAGAUUACCCGCCAUGUGCCAAAACCAGUUUUUCACAUGAAUGGAAAAUCUAAAUUCAGUUCACAGAGACAUCAAAUACAAGAAGUUAUUACUCCUCAACAUGAAGAACUUAUUAAAUUUGUUUAUGAAUCAUGGAAUCAAGUCAAUACACGACAAAGAAGUGAAUCUUCUGAUGGUUCAGAUUGUUCAGAACCUUCCAGUCCUAACACUAUAGUAUAUUACAAUGAUGGUGAACCAAAUGAUACUCUUCAAGCCUAUAACAAUUAUGUUUUAGAUUUUAAGCCAUUUGAUUUGGAAUCAUGGUGGGGUAAACGAUUAUUUAAUAAUAUCACAAAAUCACUUUGAAAAAAGGAGAAAUUUAUAAAAGUUGAAGAUAUAUUUCAAAGUAGUACAGAUUGGUAAACAGUGCUAAACAUUAGCCUGUUUUGUGUUUUAAAAGUUAAUCUAAGAACCAGUGAAUAUUUGUGUAGAAUUAAAUCUGAGAAUUAGAAACAAACCUAAUUUGUUGGAUAUCACAAUUAGUGAAUUUGAAUUGUUAUAUAAUUCAUAUAUAUUGUAUUUGUUAUAAUGAAUUGUAUACAUGUAUAUUGUUUUUGUAAAAUUGUAACUUUUUAUUAUAUAUGUACACAAUCAUACAACUUUUUAAAAUUAAAUUUAUAUAUUAGAAAUACACAAACAUAAAGCUUUUUAAAAUUAAAUUUAUAUAUUAAAAAUUUUAUGUACAUGAAUAUAAAUUUUUUUGAAUGUUUUAAUAUUCACAUUUUUUAAUGAUUUGCAUGAAUUCAAUAUGCAUAAUUAUCAAUAAUUUUCUUGAAUAUGUAAUAUAAAAAUUACAUAAUUCUUUAUUGUUCAUAAGGCUGUUUUAAAAUUUUAAUCAAUGUAAAAGUGUACAGAAAUUUCAUUUAAAUAUAAAGUAUAAUCCAAAUUUAAAUUAAAUGAUAAAAUUAAUGUGAUACAAAAUACAAUUGCUAUUUUUUUUUGUAGGUUUUUAAAAUAAUUCAGGUAAAGGUAUACAACUCAUAAAUAUAUACCAAAUAGGUUAAGUAUAUAUAAAACUUCCUGCGUAGUAUGAAUGCAGCGUGAAAAUAAUGAAUUUUUCAUAAAAUGAUGUAAAUAUUACAUGCAUCGUUUGUGUGAAUGCAUGAAUACAUUGCUGAUAUUGUUAUCAUCUGUAUCUAAAUACUUUUAAGCAAAUUUUAGUAUAACUUUGUAGACUGAUAACAUUUAAGAUUGUUAUAUGAUUAUAAGAUAAAAUAAAGUUUGUCAGUAAUGUAUUUGCAAGCUUUGCUUUUUAAGAUUUCAUAUCUAAGUUUUAUUUCAUUUUUCUGAUUUAACUUUAAUUAAACUUUGGUAAAUUUUAAUAAAUUUAAUAUGAAACUUUGAUAUUUCAAAAAAGUAGAGUUUGCAAAAGUAGUCAAAAUAUGUAGUGCAAUAUUUGGCCAUUUAUGGCUGAAUUAAGUAAUUAUAAAUAAAUGCACCUUUAUAUUGAU
This is a messenger RNA of Apis cerana (Asiatic honeybee), 1807 nucleotides long. Its product is annotated as MAPK regulated corepressor interacting protein 2. The record is from RefSeq and is a predicted model, not a curated record. Lineage: Eukaryota; Metazoa; Arthropoda; Insecta; Hymenoptera; Apidae.